AUGUCCUCCACUCUCCCAGAUGCCUCCAAAGUCGGACUCCCCGCCUCCGAUGCCACCAGCGCCGCCGAACUCGCCAGUCUUAAGGUAAGACUUCGCGCCGCCCUGCGACAGUUCCCGGAUUUCCCCUCUCCCGGAAUAUUAUUCGAGGAUAUCCUUCCUAUCUUCGCCGAUCCUUCUCUGCAUGAGGCCCUGAUCCGCUCCCUGGAACUUCACAUCAUCGCCAACUAUGGUGGCCAAAAGCCCGAUGUCAUUGUUGGCCUCGAGGCCCGUGGCUUCCUGAUGGGUCCCAGCCUGGCGCUGCGUCUGGGUGCCAGCUUCGUCCCCGUGCGCAAGCAGGGCAAGCUCCCCGGUCCUUGUGAGACUCAGGGCUACGAGAAAGAGUAUGGUCAGGAUUUCUUCCAGAUGCAGGCCGAUUCCAUCAAGCCCGGUCAGAAGGUCCUCGUCAUUGAUGACAUUAUUGCUACUGGUGGCUCUGCCAAGGCCGGUGGUGAGCUGAUCCAGAAGAUGGGCGGCGAACUCCUCGGUUUCAUCUUCCUCCUCGAACUCGAGUUCCUUCACGGACGCGACAAGCUCCCCGCGCCGGUCUACACUCUCCUCUCUGGCCAGGCUUAA
This is a messenger RNA of Penicillium hordei, 612 nucleotides long. Its product is annotated as adenine phosphoribosyltransferase APT1. NCBI's taxonomy places the organism in Eukaryota, Fungi, Ascomycota, Eurotiomycetes, Eurotiales, Aspergillaceae. Gene Ontology annotation, biological process: AMP salvage; adenine salvage. The transcript is spliced from 2 exons. Gene Ontology annotation, cellular component: cytoplasm. Gene Ontology annotation, molecular function: adenine binding; AMP binding; adenine phosphoribosyltransferase activity. The record is from RefSeq and is a predicted model, not a curated record. The coding region runs from base 1 to 612 and encodes 203 amino acids.